UUUAUUCCAACAUGAAAAAAGCUGUAAAUAACACUUAAACAAACAUGUCAGGACAUCAUAUUUGUGUGGCGGGGUCCUAGCGCCCUCUAUUGGCCAGCCGCCAGUUUUCUGCAUACCUGAACACAAGAGUCCCGGGGCAAUAACGACUGUUGCGAUUAUUUUAUUUUCUUUUAAACACAGAAAAAACGAAAUGAGUGUCUUCAUCGAAAUAAAAGAGGGAAGUGCUGUUUUGGAUAUAUCUGAAAUGCAUAUGUGACUCAUGAGCACAUGGGUGCUUUCCGAAAUUGCUCCCACUCUAUUACGUACCAUCACGCCCGUUUUGUCAGCGCGUAAAGAGGAGGAAGUGUGGGCGUGAGCGUUUUUAUUUCUCCCUCGGUGCUUUAAUUCCAAACACUAUACUUACUGACUCUGAGGGACACCGAGUGUAGCGCGUCUUCACUACAUCAGGAUGAUUUCAGUUUAACAAGGAAGUCUUAGAAGAGGCUGUUAUUAAAAGUCUCACCAUGGUCACGCCGAACCUGUGCCAAACAGCCUUCGCGGUGCUCCGGCGCAUAGAGCCCGCGGUCGUGCUGGAGCAGCUGGGCAGCUCUCUCUUCACCACCGCCCUGCAGAUGGUGGCCAAAGACCGCUGCGUUAACGCCACCUACCCGGACGCCCACCUCUCCAGGGAGGCCAGCCAGCAGAGAGCCAUAUCGGACUUCUACAUGACCUACAACCUCAUCCUCCAUCUGGUUCCGAUCUUACCUGCGCUGCUGCUGGCCAGGUUAGGUGACCGCGGCUGGAGGAGAGUCCCCAUCGCGGUGCCGCUGGGCGGGUACGUGCUGUCGAGUCUCACCCUGCUCCUGGUGGUCAUGUUCCGGCUCCCGCUGGGGGUGAUGUUCGGCGGGGCGGUCUUAUACGGUCUGUCCGGUGGCUUCAGCGCCUACUGGCCCGGCAUGAUGACGCUGGCUGCGCUCUCCUCCACGGCAACUGACCGGUCCAAGGUGAUCAUGACAGUGGAGCUGCUGUAUGGGACAGCGGGUCUGGUGGGCAGCCUCGCGUCAGGUCAUCUGUUCCUGCUGUACAGCUCCAGUUUGGAAAAUGGAACCAUCCUGAUCACCGUCGGCGCACUGCUGCAACUGCUCUGCCUCAUGCACUCCAUCUUCCUGCUGCAGGUGAAACACCGACCCAACAAAGAGCCAGAGGACGCCAGCCCGCUCCUUCCUGAUAACUCCAGUGAAGUUCCUGUGGAGGCUUCAGUGGAGGCUCCUGCUGAGAGAAACAGGGUGAACGUAGUUCUGCUGGUUCUAGCUGCCGUUCUGUACGUCUCUGCAGUGGGAGGAGCAGUAGAAAUGAUCGAAGUCUUUGUGCUAAAAGAGCCACUCAACUGGAGUGCCACUCAGGUGGGUUAUGGGCAUGCAGCAGGCUGUGCAAUUUUCCUCACUAGUUUCCUUGGCGUCAUGGUGUUUCGUCGCUGCGUCAGCGACGUAAAGCUCAUCCUGAUCGGCAUGCUGUCGUUCGCCUCUGGAAUUUACGUCAUGUCCUUCGUCAGGACAACCUCCAUGUUCUACCUCGCUCGCUCACUCAACUUGUUUGCUCUCAUUCCGAUGCCAACUAUCAGAUCUCUGCUCUCACAGCAGGUUCCAGCUUCCUCAUGUGGCACAACUCUCACCUAUCUGCAGUUGGCUCUGACGUUUUGUGGUCUGGCGUACAUCCCUGCCUUUACUAAGAUCUAUCAGAGAACCCUGGACUGGUUCCCGGGCUUUGUCUUCACGCUCGCCAGCAUCAUUACAGUGCUGGGAAUGAUACCUAUCGGUAUUGUCAGCUGGAGAUCUGAGUAUCGUCAGAUGAGACAGAACACAAGGAUUCAGGCAGACUGACGGCACCGACCUCCUCGCCCGCAGUGUGCAGGCAGACGGGAAGCGAGAAUGGGCAAAAAGGAGAACAGUGCUUUAAUCUCGCUUCCUAUUUUGAUAAAACGUUAGACACUGCAAGAGAGAAGUUUCAAAUGGCUUUGGCUGUUACUGGAAGUACAGACAGCAGUGUUGACCAAUCUCUUUUUUCUAGAUACAGGCAAAUGUUAUCAACCAAUGGAAAUAAUUGGGGAGUGAAAUUUUGUGCUCAACAACACGCCCAAGGGGGUUUCCACAUAAUGUGGAUUUGUCAACGAGUGUGUCAGACAUCCUCUCGUACAUAUAUCCUAAGGGAGACUAAAAAGUACCGACGCAUUUUAACAAGUUUCCUGUUAACAGGCUCAAAGGGAAUCUGCGAAUAUGAAACAUUUUUGAUACCAUUGUGACUCUGGGAGUGAGAGAUUUCAGUCCUAAAGCCUUGCAAAUAAAGACGAGGCUGAUGGAAUACAAUUUGACGGAAGUUGGAAGUUCAAUUUCCAGUCAUCAACAUUGUGUACUUUGGCUUUAUUAUUAUUUUUUUAUAGUUGUGUUUGGUCAGGGGAUUUUGCAUUUGGUUUCAACAAAUUUGAAAGGUACUACACUAAUUAAUUAAUUUAUAUAUAUUUAUAUAUGCCAGGUAUAACAUAUAUACCUGGCAUAUAUAUGUUAUGCCAGGUACGUACCAUUACAUAACAUUAUGGUUACAAUUUAU
Anarrhichthys ocellatus (wolf-eel) is the source of this 2583-nucleotide messenger RNA. RefSeq names its product solute carrier family 46 member 2 (gene slc46a2). NCBI's taxonomy places the organism in Eukaryota, Metazoa, Chordata, Actinopteri, Perciformes, Anarhichadidae. Bases 504 to 1859 code for a protein of 451 amino acids. The record is from RefSeq and is a predicted model, not a curated record. Gene Ontology annotation, molecular function: transmembrane transporter activity. Gene Ontology annotation, biological process: transmembrane transport. The transcript has 7 exons. Gene Ontology annotation, cellular component: membrane.